Hydra vulgaris (swiftwater hydra) is the source of this 637-nucleotide messenger RNA. Its product is annotated as synaptic plasticity regulator PANTS. The record is from RefSeq and is a predicted model, not a curated record. NCBI's taxonomy places the organism in Eukaryota, Metazoa, Cnidaria, Hydrozoa, Anthoathecata, Hydridae.
AACCUAUAUUGUUAUUAUAGAGGUCAGUGGGAAAAGUCAAGAAAAUCGAACAUAAAGUUGGCAGACACCCACCUGUGUCCACCACCACCACCACCGGCUAGUUCCGAUUAGCAUCCGGAUCCAAGUUAAUAUGAAUUAAAUCCAAGUAUUCGUGUAUUAAGUAUUCUGAUAAUCUAAUAAUUAAAAUUUAUUAUUUGCAAGAAGUAAAACUAUUUUUAUUUUACCUGAUUCCCACAGAAUAAGUUGCUGGGUUGUUCAUGGAAGAAAGCGGCGUUGAAAAUAAAGAAAAUCGCGAAAAAAUUCUCUCCUGUGUAGAUUUUUAUGACAUAUGGAGAAGAUGUUCAUCUAUAUCAUCUCAGUUUCAUCGUUACUAUCAAUAUGGCGAGUUUUCUCCUUGUAUUAGAGAAAAGAAAAAUUUUAAGUCAUGUCUUUGGUAUAAAGUAAGAAAAACUGCUGAAUUAAAGGCCGAACUUAUUGCUGAAACAAAAGAAAUAGACGAUUUCCUCAAUUUUGUUCAUAAACCAUCGUCUUCUGUGUGGGAAUUUCGAGAAGACCCUGCGGCCGAUUGGCUUAAAAAAGAAGAGCUUCAUUAAACUACUUCUAGAUUUUUAUGAGUUUGAUAAAUUAUUACUAUGAA